Molecule: messenger RNA, 3560 nt
Organism: Bactrocera tryoni
Lineage: Eukaryota; Metazoa; Arthropoda; Insecta; Diptera; Tephritidae
Gene: sNPF-R
Product: prolactin-releasing peptide receptor
Exons: 3
Coding region: 1133-3127 (664 amino acids)
Biological process (GO): G protein-coupled receptor signaling pathway
Cellular component (GO): neuron projection; plasma membrane
Molecular function (GO): neuropeptide binding; neuropeptide Y receptor activity
Source: RefSeq, a predicted model, not a curated record
CUUCUAUUAUGACAUAAGGAGAAUUAGAAAAAUGCAAGUGCCUGCGUACGAACUUUAAUGCCAUAUAAACACGAUGGCACCAGUUGCCCAACAACUUCGAAAGUGUUUGGAUUUGUUGUUGUUGUUGGCAUGCGGUUUUAUUUAAUUUUCUGCUUAUUGUUAUGCUGUCAUCUUUGAAUUUUUGUGCAGUUGUUUUGUUGUGAUUUUAAUGUGGCUCCCACUUUCUGCGCAGCAAAUGUGCCAGUUUUAAGUGCCGCUACGUGCUCAAGUGUUCAAAUCUGCUGCGGCGCUGUUACUAGUUCUACAGCUUUGCGUUUCGCUAAGCUAAAAGAAAGGAAAAAAACAUCGCCAGUGCAUUAUUGUUACAACACUGGUAGCGUCGCGUUUUUAUGUGCGUAUGCGUCCGCCUCCUGUCCUUUGUUAAGUAGGAACAGUGCCGGAGUCUUUGGCGUGCGCGUGCAAGCAUAAAUUUCGUUGACUCUAAAGUAGUCGUGGGACGGCAAGUCCAGGCGCGUUAAUUUUAUUGCUUGCAUUCGGCUAUAAAAUGUAAAAUUGGCGUGCGCAAAUAUAUAACAUCAUAAUAAACGCGUCUAAAUGUUGCCGCUCCGCUGUCGUAAAGUGAAAAUGUUGAUGUGCAUGUGAAAAAUUUUGUCGGUGACAAACCAAAAAAUUUUAAGAAACACUUCGGGUGUGAUAUCCUCAGAGUCCCAAAGCUGUCGCAGUGCCGUUAAGCAGCAAAUCUUUAAAAAUUUGUGAGGAUAGCCUCUUGCUAAAAAUCUGUUAUAAGCGGAGCCUUCCCAUAAAAAAGACCUAACUAGACUAACUAGAGCUACGGUGGACGCUUGUGUACAAAUAAUCAAGCAGAGAGGACAAUACCGCCAAAAUGCGAAAUUUAAUUGUCCGCAGUGGCGGCUUUGAAGACUUUCGCUCCUUUUAUAAUCGUACUCCUGGCACUGGCACAAAGACGCACACAUAAUGUGCUGCGGCAAUGAGAACAUCAUAAUCCUUGCAAUUCUACCGAGUAGCAACGACAACGCCACAAACAAUUUGAGCUGAUUUACUGCGGCGCACGUGACAGAGUCGCAGCCAGAACCUGAACCACAGAGACAAAACCACACAUACCGCAAUCAUAAUGGAUGCAGUAGGAAGCGCGACAAUGUGGCGGCGACGCAAGCCAAUAACAACAGCAACUACCGCUAAGCCACUUUACCACCCAGCAACGUUGACUUUAGUCAUACUGUUGUUCAACAUCACCUCGGCGGCGCUAACUUUAGCUGCAGCAUUGGGCACGACAAGCGAAGCGGCAAUUCAGCACAGCAACAUAACCAACAAUAUUACAACAAGUGCAACAAAAGCACACAUUAAUGCCACAACCGAAGUUAGUUCGACUCCACCAACUACCGAGGCGCAGCUAAAAACUGUACUAACCACAACGCCGGCAACGAGCGCGGCGACUACGAUGAGCGCAAGCACGAUGAGCACGACCAUGAGUAUGCAUCGAGGCGGCGGCGUGGAUGUGCGCUAUGAGGUCGAACAUAAAGAUGACUUAAUCAACGAUCCAUAUGUGCAGAUCGUCUUCUGCGUCAUCUAUACGACCGUCUUCGUGUUGGGCAUAUUUGGCAAUGCCCUCGUUUGCUAUGUCGUCAUACGCAAUCGUGCCAUGCACUCAGUUACGAAUUACUUCAUAACGAAUCUAGCGAUCUCCGACAUAUUGCUCUGCGUGCUGGCCGUGCCAUUUACGCCGCUCUACACCUUCAUGGGCCGUUGGAUAUUCGGCGCUACAAUGUGUCAUCUGGUAUCGUAUGCGCAGGGUUGCAGUAUAUAUCUGUCGACCUUUACGCUGACAGCGAUAGCUGUGGAUCGUGUAUUUGUAAUCGUGUUCCCCUUCAAGCCGCGCAUGCAAAUACGCACCUGCUGUUAUACGCUCGCUUUUAUAUGGUGCUUCUCCUUGGUGGCCACUAGUCCCUAUGCCUUAUAUAUGCGCGUUGUUGUGGCGCAUGUGAAGAAAAAGUAUGUGAAUACCGGUGAGACGUUCAUUGCGAAUAGUACAAAUAGUCUGCGCGAUCAUCUGAAUGCCACAACCACACCUUACGGUAUUUAUCUGCUGACCGAUGCGAUUACGACGGUGGCUUCGGUAACUGGUGUCAAACUUAAUUUAGACGUUUCACCGGACGCGGAGGAUGAUGAUGACGAUGUCACGAUAUACUGCGAGGAGAAUUGGCCAUCGGAGAGUUUUCGCCGUGGUUUUGGUAUUUUGACAACGCUCGGUCAGUUUGUCGCACCGUUAGGCGCGAUUACGGUAUGUUAUAUUUGGGUGUCGGUGCGUCUGAAUAUGCGCGAACGCUGUCGGCCUGGCGCUAAAUCGGCGGCGCGCGAUGCAGCCGAUCGUGAACGUAAGAAGCGCACAAACUUCAUGCUAAUCGCGAUGGUUGGCGUGUUCGCUUGCUCGUGGUUACCGAUGAAUAUUGUCAAUAUGGUUGAUGAUUUCUAUGACAAAUCGAAUGAUUGGUCUUUCUACACAUUCAUCUUCUUCAUAACGCAUGCGCUGGCCAUGUCGUCCACUUGCUACAAUCCCUUUUUGUACGCUUGGUUGAAUGAGAACUUUCGCAAAGAGUUCAAACAUGUCUUGCCCUGCUUUAAUCCAUCCAAACAUCGUCAAGUGAAUCGUCACUGUUAUAAUCGUUCGGAUCGCAAUACCUGCGAGGGCGGUCGGCGUCGCAAUGAUAUGAGCAAUGGCGUCGGUGUGAGCAUAGAUAUCGAUGAGGGCGAUGAUGAUGAGCAUGAGAAUGGCGUUACGCAGGAGACAUCAUUGGCCAGAGUGAAAGACAAGUGCACGAGCGAGACACUCGAACUGACUUGUAGCAAUAGUGGUGAUGUCUUAACGUCGAAUAAGUGUUGUAAUACGGUAAUGGUGCAUGGCACGCAUGUGGUGGAUAUCACUGUGAAUGGCAAGGGUCAACAUGAUAAUUGUAAUAAUGCGCUGGAUGAGGAUUGUGUGUCGGGUGAUGAGCAUACCGUAGAGAUGCAUUUUACGGAGACGGCGUUCGUGAGUUUGGACAAUGGCAAGGAUAUUUGCCUGUUGGAAGCUGGCUGCAACAAAGAGGUGGGCGAGCAAAUUUUUAACUAAUGACGGGUGAUCGAGACACAUUUCUAAAACUGAGAAUGCGUUCUAAGGCCAAAGGAAACACAAAUUAGUCAGCCAUUUGUAAUAUAAUCUUUUAAGCAAAACUCAGUUGUGGACAUUUUAAAAAUUUAGUUUAAGUAAUUGUAUUUAAAUAGGACAUUAAGUACAAAAUAUGAAAUUAUUAAUAAUUUAUAAAGGUUAGUAUUUGAGUAAGCCAACGAAAAAGUAACACAGUUAGCAACCAGCGAAAUGCAAAAAUUUGUGUAAAAAUAAAUAGCAGAUACAUUUUUGCAUGAGAUAAAGGUUUAACUAUAAAUAUAUCUGUGUAUAUAUUUAUUGAAUGAUCUGCUAUCUUUUCUGUCCAUACUAAUAUCCAUUUACUUCAGCUUUAUUACUUUUUCAAAUUUUCUUUAAGAAAGAUUUGAUGAAUUUUUGG